Durusdinium trenchii is the source of this 984-nucleotide messenger RNA. The record is from the annotation of a GenBank genome assembly. Lineage: Eukaryota; Dinophyceae; Suessiales; Symbiodiniaceae.
AUGACGGCCAAGGAGUUGGACACCUUGUUGUCAUUGGCCCUGCGCUCCUCUACCAUCGAGUGGGCGGUGAAUGUACAGAUUUGCGACAUGGUCAAGGAGAACCAGUACUUGGCGCCCCUGACCAUGGACCGCAUCAACGAGCGUUUGCGCAGCGAGUCGGCCCGCUCGGUGCAGUUGGCGCUGAGCCUCUUGGAGAUGUUGGUGAAGAACUGCGGCUUGGUGGUGUGCAGAGCCAUCGAUGCAGGAGUGGCCGAAACACUCGUAGGGAUCGUGAAGAAGAAGGAAAGCUGGAGGUAUGGCUUUGGGCGGAACCUGCACAAGUCAGGGCUGUCGGACUGGCUCCCACAAGGAGUUGCCAUCGGUGAGGAGAAGCGCGAACUCUGGCGACAGGCCUCGCACAAGGUUCUCGAGAUCAUGCAGCUAUGUGUGGACGCUUUCCUCAUGCAUGAGGGCUCCUUGCGGCCGAUCUUCGGGGCGUACAAACAGCUCCGGCAAGAGGGCUACGACUUUCCUCGUUCCUCCACAGGGGUCGCAGCGGACCUGUGUUUGGUCAAUGGAGCCGAAGACAGUCCCGCCUACCUGGCGGGUGCUGUGGACCGCCCUUCCGCGCCCCGAUCCGCGCCCCCGCCGAAAGCGCCGGCGCCGGCGCCGAGAUCUGCGGACGCGGAGGAGGAGAGGGGAUUGUGGAAGUGGCCCGGGAAGACGCCAAAGAGCGUGUGGAGCAACUGGUGCAGGCACUGGAAGAGGGCCGGGACUUUGAUCCCUUGGAGUUGGAGGAGCUCAUCACCCUGGUGGAGGACAUCUCGGAGGUGCUCCGGUCCAUGGGAGUGGAGACCGAUGCGCCCGAGCCACGGAACAGCUCAACAGAGGUGCCGCACUCCGGCGUGCACGACGUGGCACAUGUCAGCGGCUCAAAUGGACAGGAGUUGCUCAUCACAGGCCGGAGGGCCUCGGCGACGUCGACCAUGGAGCCCAAGCACCUGA